AUGGAUGAUGAUUUAUUAGAGGAUCUUUUGUCGUGGAAGGCGGAAUCCGCAACACCAAUGAAUGAUAGCGGAAAGACACUUCCCACGGCACCAACUAAUGCCCUUAACUCAUCAUCACCAUCCAAAGAAGCGGAAACGUAUCUCUCGAUUCCUUCAGACCUUAGAGAAGAGCUUUUUGAUUACCAGCGAGAUGGAGUUCAAUGGCUGUAUAAAAAACACUGCAAAGCGCGUGCAUGUUUAUUAGCGGAUGAGAUGGGACUUGGGAAGACUGUUCAGGUGUGUACCUUCCUGGGGGCUCUCUACUCGCAAAAACAAAUUAAAACCACAAUUAUCAUAGUACCUCCCACUUUGUUGCCUAUGUGGACGAAUGCACUAGAGCAAUGGGGAAGGUUGGAUGCCAACAUGGUCGAGGUCGUGCACAACGACACAAAAGGCAAGCGUACCAGUCGAUGGAAGAAGUUGACCUACGGGCUGCCAUGCGUAAUGCUCACGACGUAUGGCGUGCUCCGACAGGACGCCGCCAACAUGAACGUUGUUAUGGUGGACUACGUCGUUUUAGAUGAGGCUCAUCUCAUAAAGGACGCCAGCACUCAGACCUUCAAAGGUGCUCUCGCACUCUCAUCACGACAUAAAAUAGCUCUCACGGGAACACCGUUUAUGAACAGCUUCGAAGACAUGUGGAGUAUUUUCAAGUUCCUAGAUGGCUCCAUUUUGAACGCAAGCCGCUCGGACUUUAGUGCGAUCAGUGCAGUCCUUUUGCAUGGAAGCGGAAGUGAUGCGGGCGAGCAGAAUCGCCUGCGAGCAGAGUCUGAGUUGACGAAGCUGAAAGCCGCCAUCAAGCCAUUUAUGCUGCGCCGUGAGAAGGUGGAUGUGCAGUCUGUGAGCUGUGUGAAACACGACUCAGUCGUGUGGCUUAGUCUCUCUGAGGUUCAACGGAAACAAUACGAGCUUUUUCUACAAAGCAGGUUUGAGGAGAACAGGACGUCCCCACCUAACGGGGGUGAAGUAGACGAGGACCUCAGUCAAAUGGAUGAAUGUGUAAGUGGUGAAGGCGAUGCUCUUACAAAGGGGGGCGAGGGCGGAUCUCUGGUGCUUUUGACAGCCCUCUCGCAGAUAUGCAAUCAUCCCUGGUUUAGCCUGACGGAUGCAGGGUUCCACGCCUCCCUCACAAAUCCCUUUCAGGUGUCAUGCGAGGAGGCUGGGGAUAUCUUCGCUGGCCCCAAGCUCAAGAUUGCACUUCACAUCAUUACCAGUUGUAUUAAUACGUCCCACCGCAAGUGUUGUGUUUUCUCGCGAACGAAGCGGAUGCUAUCAAUGCUGGCGGUUCUACUGGAGAUGUCGUCCAUCUCAUUUACACGUAUGGAUGGUGAUAUCACCAGCCCCACAGAGCGCACCCGCGUUAUUCGUGAGUUCAACGAAGACCCACAGCUGUGGGUCUGCUUGCUGACCACGCAGGUGGGCGGACUUGGGGUCAGUUUCCACGGGGCUUCUUGCGUUAUCUUAAUGGACCCGAGCUGGAAUCCGUCGUUGGAUUCCCAGGCAGUUGAUCGUGUUCAUCGAAUAGGUCAGAAGAAUCAAGAUGUGUUAGUCUUUCGUCUUUUGACCUGUGGGACAGUCGAGGAAAAGGUCUACCGCAAUCAAAUCCUUAAAUCGGUGGCAGCCAAGCAGUCAAUGCAGAGGUCUAAGGAGCAACUGCCAGAGUUUCAUCGUUAUUUCACGCGAAUACCGCUGCGAAAUAUGUUUGAGGUUGGGGAGUUUGACAAAAGUCUCACAGCAGCCCAUUUAGAGCUCUUACAUUCAAAUAAGGUUCAAUCAUUUGUGAAAGAUAUCGUCAAGGACGCCCCACACGUCUGUGCCGUGAGUGAUCAUGGAUGUUUGAUGACCGAAGUGACCGCCACGGUGGAAGGAGAGAGCGAGUUGACUAAGGAGAUCUCUACACCUCCGAAGAGGGUAGCGAAGCGCAGUCGUUCUCUUUCUCACACCCAGUCACCAACUCCACGCCGUCGUUUGCAGUCUCCAGAAGGGGAUUGA
Messenger RNA from Phytomonas sp. Hart1, 2031 nucleotides. Lineage: Eukaryota; Euglenozoa; Kinetoplastea; Trypanosomatida; Trypanosomatidae. The record is from the annotation of a GenBank genome assembly.